AUGUCAAACCAUUCAGCUCCAUCAAUCCAAGCAUUAGAUUCCAAAACCAGUUCAUUAAUCAAAUCAAGUUUAUCAAUCCUAUCCCUAAAGAAUCUAUUAGAAUCGUUACUUCAAAUCUCAUUAAAAUCUAAACCUACUCUUAUUAGUUGUUCAUUAAAUCUUUCGUCUAAGUAUUUGAGAAUAGAUGAUGAUGGGAUCGGAUUCAAUAAACCAUCAAUCUAUGAAAUCUUAUCCAACAAUGAAUCACUACCGAAUUCAAGAAAGAUGAAUGAUGAUGACUUGGGGUAUCGGCUUGAGGGUUUAGAACUUCAGCUUUUUAGGUCUUUGGUUUGUUUGGCUUCGGUUGAGAUUUGUUCAAGAACUGAAGAUUCGGAUGAAACUUAUCAAAUUAUCUUUCAAGAUGGUAUACGAGUCUUUUCAGGUCCUGCUAAAACUUCUCGCAGACAUAAAACAGGCAGUACAUUGACUAUCCGUAACUUAUUCCAUAAUUUACCAGUGAGAUCUAAACAAUUAAUCAUAAACCAUCAACAAGACUUUUUAGAAUGCAAACGAUCCCUUCAACUCUUGGCAAUCCUUCAUCCUAAUGUGAACUUCAAUUUACACAACUUAGAACACUCAUUGCCGGGACAAAGUGAUGGGUUGGUUGAGCAUGAGUUUAAAGAAUCUGGUGUAUUGAUUCAAAAGACUCAUGAUUCGAUCAUUACGUUUGGUAAAAUCUUGGGUCCAUCUUUGAUUAAGGACGCAUAUAUUAUUGAAAACUACGAAUUUGACAAUUACAUCGUUGAAGGGUUUUUAUGUAAAGAGACACAUUUAAAUAAAUCUGGACAAUUGAUUUUUCUGGAUGGUAAAUUAAUACCUAGUACGAGUUUAAUUUAUCAAAGAUUAUCAAAAUCGAUGAGUUUCUCAAACAACCUUGGCAAUCCUUCCAGUUCACAUAAAUCUAUGAAAAAGUCUUCAAGUUCUUUUAGACGAUUCGAAAGAUAUCCAAUAUGGUUAUUGAUUUUGAUUUCUCAGGAUCAACUUUUGGGAUCUCAUCUUGGACUUUUACAUACCGAUCUUUCAUCUAGAACUGAAGAACGUUUAUCAAAGCUUGGUGAAAAGUUGUGUCAUGAAUAUCUUGAUCGAAAAGAUGAGAUUUCGAAACCUAGUUUACUAGAAGAUUGUAACAGGGUAUCUCAGAGAACGUUUGAAGAUCCGGUAAGAGAAAGGUUGGGCUUUGAAAGGGAUGGUAAUGAAAGCACGAGAAAGAGGUCAGGAUCAGAGAAAGGAUCGUCUUCCAAAAAGAAAUUACGAAGUUUGACUUCUGAUCAGGAUCCUCAACGAUCACCUCUUACUUUCGAAAAAGGUCUAAUGGAUCGAUUCAAAUAUUCUAAAAAACAAAGCAUUCUUGAUCAUCAAAAAGAAGAUUUGUCUACUAAGGGUGAAACUCGAAUAGAAUAUCCUCGUGUAUCUGUGAAACGAAUCGGAUCUAAUGACAAAGAGAAUAGAGAAGAAGAAGAAGGUUCAAGACGUCCUGAAUGGAUCACUCGUAGUUUAAGCGAUUAUCGUAAUCCGGUUUUCGGCCGUAAAGAAGCUUUGUCCAAAAAGAUUUUCAAAGCAGAUGAAAUCAAAACUCUACCAACGAAUACUAAUAGUAAAGAAGAUGAAAGAAAAUCGGAUUUGAAGCAAGAGUCAAGCAAGAUUUCAUUUAAAGAGAUGAACGAAACCCAUCAAGAUUGUAAAACGACUAUCGAUUUGAAAUGGUUAAAGGACUCGAAACGGUUUAAAUUGAUUGGACAAGCUGAUCGAAAGUUGAUUGUGGUGUAUUUUAAUGAGAUUCAAACGAUUGUUGUUUUUGAUCAACAUGCCGUUGAUGAAAGGAUUCGAGUUGAAAAGUUUUUGAAACAGAUUAUUCUUCCUGAAUUAUUGGUGGUGAAGAAAAUAGGGAAAAAGGGUCAGGAUGAGAUUGAAGGUGUUCGGCUUAGGGUUAGUGAAGUUGAACUUGAAGGGUUUAAGAGAUGGAAAAUAAGGUUUAAGAGGUAUGGAUUUGAUUAUGAGAUUAGGAGGAAAGAAAAAGAAGAUGAAGAAGAGGUUUGGGUGAUUGGAUUGGCUGAAGUGGUGUUUAAAAGGUUAAAGAAAGAUGGGUUUUUUGGGUUGGGUGAAGUGAUGAGAAUGUGUUUAUCAUUCUUUGAGAGUCAUCAAGAAGAAAAAGAAAAGAAAGUUGGAAGGCAAAAGGAUUGGAUGAAUGGAAUGAAAUUCUUGCCGGGUGUUUUGAUUGAAAUUAUUAAUUCUAAGGCUUGUAGAGGAUCGAUUAUGUUUGGAGAUCAAUUAAAUCAUGAAGAAUGUCAAAGAUUAUUGGAUGGAUUAUGGAAAACUGAUGAACCGUUUUAUUGUGCACAUGGAAGAAUGAAUUGUAGACCGAUUUUGAAUUUCAUGAACCCGAAAGAAAUCCAAAAGAAGAAAAAAGUUGUCAAAGAGAAGGAGGAGGUUGUCAAAGAGAAGGAGGUUGUCAAAGAGAAGGAGGUUGUCAAAGAGAAGGAGGUUGUCAAAGAAGAAGAAGAAGAUUAUGAUGAAUAUUUUCAUGAGUUUUUGGUUGAUAGUAUAAGAUGUUUAUUAGGUAUAAAUGAUAAUGAGAUUUAUCAGAGAGAUAGAUUUAGUGAAUCAUAUUGUUGGUUGGGAAAUGAUUGGCAGAUUGAUAAGGUUGAAUUUUGA
Molecule: messenger RNA, 2691 nt
Organism: Melampsora larici-populina 98AG31
Lineage: Eukaryota; Fungi; Basidiomycota; Pucciniomycetes; Pucciniales; Melampsoraceae
Exons: 9
Coding region: 1-2691 (896 amino acids)
Biological process (GO): mismatch repair
Cellular component (GO): mismatch repair complex
Molecular function (GO): ATP hydrolysis activity; ATP-dependent DNA damage sensor activity; ATP binding
Source: RefSeq, a predicted model, not a curated record